AUGUCCUUGAGCAUGUUCGCGAAGCGCGGCCUUGGCCGCCUCGCGCCGCCAGCAACCAAGUCCUUCCUGCCGCACCGCGCGCCAGCAAUCCCAACGCGCUCCUUUACAUCGCGCCGCAGCGUCUUGGACCGCAUCGAGCCAGACCAUGCGCUCUAUGGCGUCCUCGGGCUCAACGGCGCCGUCUUCCUCAUGUGGCAGACAGCGCAAACACGCGAGAAGAAGGCGUUUAUGGUCGAGAACUUUACGACGUCGCUCAUGCACCUCAAGGCCGGCCGUGUCCACACGCUCGUCACGUCGGUGUUUAGCCAAAUGAGCACGAGCCACUUUCUCAUGAACGGUGUUGGCCUCUACUUUUUCGGGCGUGAAGUGAGCCACAUGAUCGGCGCCAAGCGCUUCCUCGGCCUCUACGUCGGCAGCGCCGUCGUUGCAUCACUUUGCCAGAUCGCCUAUGACACGUACGAGCGCCGCCAUUCGAUCAUGCUCGGGGCGAGCGGAGCGGUCAACGCGAUCACGUCCUUUUACAUUUGCGCGUUUCCGCACAGCACGAUCUAUAUCAUGGCGAUCGUGCCGCUUCCCGCGUACGUGGCCGGCGGUCUCUUCAUCCUCCGCGACCUCUGGGGCGCGUCGACCGCCGGCAACAGCGUCGGCAACGUCGCACACCUCGGUGGCGCGGCCUGCGGCUUUCUCUUCUUCCGCCGCUACGCCGCUUUGCGCCGGUACUUUUAG
Saprolegnia diclina VS20 is the source of this 726-nucleotide messenger RNA. RefSeq lists its product as hypothetical. The coding region runs from base 1 to 726 and encodes 241 amino acids. Gene Ontology annotation, molecular function: serine-type endopeptidase activity. The transcript has 2 exons. Gene Ontology annotation, cellular component: membrane. NCBI's taxonomy places the organism in Eukaryota, Oomycota, Saprolegniomycetes, Saprolegniales, Saprolegniaceae. The record is from RefSeq and is a predicted model, not a curated record.